This is a messenger RNA of Pimephales promelas (fathead minnow), 1295 nucleotides long. RefSeq names its product DNA damage inducible transcript 4 (gene ddit4). Gene Ontology annotation, cellular component: cytoplasm. Gene Ontology annotation, biological process: negative regulation of TOR signaling; apoptotic process; response to hypoxia. Lineage: Eukaryota; Metazoa; Chordata; Actinopteri; Cypriniformes; Leuciscidae. The record is from RefSeq and is a predicted model, not a curated record. Gene Ontology annotation, molecular function: 14-3-3 protein binding.
UGAGCGGAUUGCGUCAGUGUUUUGCAGAGACUCUGCAGAUACUAACAGCUGCUGCACUUAAUCCGGUUCACACAGCUCUUUGUUAGUGGGUACUCUUUGUUACGGACUAGGAACCUACACACAAUUCAUCGCAUUUGAGGAUAUACAGCACAGAUUAUCGAGUUAAUAAUGCAGCUGAUUUCCAGCCUUCCAUCUGAAGACUCCAGUCUCACGUCCACCCCGACAUCUGACGCUCCAUCCAAGCGCUUGUCCUGGAGCAAAGUCAUGCAGAAACUGCACAGCAUCCAAAGCCUGGACUCUGAUUCAGACACGCACAGCAGUUUAGACGAUGCAUCCGAUGCAGGUUCCCUAUCCAUACCUGAUCUGUCAGAAUCCGAGAUGUUUUUCGACCCCACUGAAGAGGCGUUGUGCAAAGAAGUGGUGCAACUCAUAGCACUUAACCUGACCGAUGCCAAAGAUGGUGUCCUGCACUGUUCCAAACUCCUUAUUCCAGAGAAGCUUCUGGAGCACAUCGGGCACGAGCUGGUGCAUCUGUCCGUGAGCGAGCCCUGUGGCCUGCGAGGUGCCCUCAUCGAUCUGUGUGUGGAGCAGGACGGCGUGUGUGAGGCUGCGGGACAGAUCGCGGUCGACCAGUAUCUGGUGCCCACGUUCCAGCUAACCCUAGUGCUCCGGCUCGACUCCAGGGGCCUGUGGCCGAAGAUCCAGGGCCUUUUCAGCGGCAGAUCCCCGUCGUCUCCGGUUGUUCGCCGUGCACUUAAACUGAGCACUGGGUUUCGUGUGAUUAAAAGAAAACUGUACAGCUCAGAAGAGCUUUUGAUUGAAGAAUGCUGAGACGGACUCCAUACAUGUCAUGGACUUUUACUAGGGUUUUUUUUUUAAUUUAAGCCUCUUUCCGUUGCCCAUAAAGAGGCCUGAAGUUACAAUCGUGUUGUAUGACUGUUUAACGCGCAGGGCAUUUGUAAUGCUGAUUGAUUUAUAGGGUACAUUAAAAAGACUUUGUUCCUGAUGUUGCACUUCUGCUGCCGUUCCAGUGGAGCAGGAGUUUGGAACAUCUACCUCAGGUUUAUGGAAACCAGAUAUGGCAGCUAUUUUCCAUGCAAAACGAUGCUUUUUCAAAUAUGUGAAUGCAGUUAUUGUGCCCUAAGAUCAAAUGGACGGUCUUUUAAAUUUUUCUUUUUUUUUUAAAAUGUCAUAUGCAUAUUCCGUGCAUCUUAUUUAUUUGAUAUUCAAAUGCAACGUGGUGUUUUUUGUACUUUGAAAGAGAUGCAAAAAAUAAAUCUUUUUGAAGAAUGAAA